Molecule: messenger RNA, 3691 nt
Organism: Antechinus flavipes (yellow-footed antechinus)
Lineage: Eukaryota; Metazoa; Chordata; Mammalia; Dasyuromorphia; Dasyuridae
Gene: SH3BP2
Product: SH3 domain binding protein 2
Exons: 13
Coding region: 587-2206 (539 amino acids)
Biological process (GO): signal transduction
Molecular function (GO): SH3 domain binding
Source: RefSeq, a predicted model, not a curated record
UUGCACAUAUUUAAUCUAUAUAGGAUUGCUUGCUGUCUUGGGAAGAGGAUAAAGAGGGAGAGAAGGAAAAAGAAAAAAUUUAAACACAAGAUUUUGCAAAGAUGAAUAUUGAAUACUCUCUUUGCAUGUGUUUGGAAAACUUAAAUACUAUUAAAAAAAAAAAAAAAAAGAUGGAAUGGUGACAAUGGUAUGUCAAUGCUUUCCAUUUCCUGACUUUGUUCUGUGAGCUUUAUUGAACUUUGGAGUAAGUAAUGAACUCUAGGGGCCAGAAUUCUCACAUUCUUCAUAGCAUUUUGCAAGUGCAGGUGGCUAGAAGUGCCAAGGAAAUACCUUUCUCCAUGCUAAAGAGCCAUGCCAGAUUUGGAGCUGGAUUCUUUACCUUCUCAUUCUCCGGGACUGCAUGGAAUCUGGUUUUUCUCUUCCUACCCUUGAAAUGGGUUUGAUACCAAAUGAAACUUGGGGAGAGGGUCUCUUUUUACCCCAAAGUAAAUGCCAUUUUUUCCCCCUCUCUUUUCCUUUUAGAAUCAAGAUUACUGAUUAAUGCUUCACCUUAGUUCAAGUUUGCUGAAAUUAAUUUGCUGGCUUGAUGGCUUCGGAGGAGCAGCAUUGGCCCGUGCCAAUGAAGGCCAUUGGAGCUCAGAAUCUCUUGACAAUGCCUGGGGGAGUGGUCAAGUCCGGAUACCUUCACAAAAAAGGUGGCACCCAGCUGCAAUUGCUAAAAUGGCCAUUGCGGUUUGUGAUUAUCCACAAGAGAUGUAUUUAUUACUUUAAGAGUAGCACAUCAGCAUCUCCCCAAGGGGCCUUCUCCCUGAGUGGCUAUAAUCGGGUAAUGAGAGCUGCUGAGGAAACAACAUCAAACAACGUCUUUCCCUUCAAGAUUGUUCAUAUUAGCAAGAAACACAGAACCUGGUUCUUUUCAGCCUCCUCUGAAGAUGAAAGAAAGAGUUGGAUGGCCCUGCUAAGGAAAGAAAUAGGCCACUACCAUGAGAAGAAAGAGCCAUCAUUAGAUUUCAGCGACUCGAGUUCCGACACAGAUAGCUUCUAUGGCUCUGUGGAACGCCCCAUUGAUAUCAGUUUAUCUCCAUAUCCCACUGAUAAUGAAGACUAUGAACAUGAUGAUGAUGAUGACUCCUACAUGGAGCCAGAUACCCCAGAUUCCAUGAAAGUUGAAGAUAUUAUGAUUCACCCACCAACUUAUCCCCCACCUCCGAUCCCCACUCCAAGAAAACCAGCCUACUCAGAAACACAGCGGUCCCACUCGUUUUCCAGCAAGGGCUCUACACCUCUUCACCCUCCCCCACCUCCCAAAAGAGGCCUGCCAGAAAUCAAUCCUGAGGACCUGAAAAGAGAAGUGAUCUCUUCUUGGAGGCCAGAGCCCAAUCUGAAAGUGCCCUCUCCCAGUCGAAGACAGAGUGAUCCACCCCUGGGAAAUCUACCUCCUAUGCCCAGCUUCAGAAAACCAGCUUCUCCAGAGGUCGCAUCUGUCAGUCACCUUCUGAAUACUUCCAAAAACUGCGACAAGUUAAAAUCUAUCCACUUGUCUCCUCGAGGAGCAUUUCAAGGAUUGCCUCUGACUGAGCCCCCUCCAAUCCCAACCAAUAAACCCAAAUUGAUAAAGGUGGGAGAGUUACCGCCUGUAAGAGAAGCUAUUAAACCUGGACUCUUUGUGCCCCCUGUGACUCCCAAACCACCGGUCUUGACACCUAAGCAUUCUGUGCCAGAACUGAAACCCAGAAUUGAAAAACCUCCACUUCCUCAACUACAGAGAUCCCCACCAGAUGGACAGAGUUUCAGAAGCUUUUCCUUUGAGAAACCUUCACUCUCAACUAAGUUUGAUACAAGCUGCGAGGAUUCAGAUGAAGACUAUGAAAAGGUGCCGCUGCCUAGCUCCAUCUUUGUCAACACCACGGAAUCCUAUGAAGUGGAAAACUUGUUUAAAGCCACUGAUCCUAGGGGACAACCACAAGAUGGACUCUACUGUAUUAGGAAUUCUUCGAAGACAGGAAAGGUUUUGGUUGUGUGGGAUGAAUCCUUUAACAAAGUGAGAAACUACCGGAUUUUUGAAAAGGACUCCAGAUUUUACCUUGAGGGAGAGCUUUUGUUCGUGAGCAUCGGAAGCUUGGUUGAGCACUAUUACACCCACGUCUUGCCUGGUCACAAGAGCCUGCUUCUUCAGCAUCCCUAUGGCUACUCAGGGCCCAGGUGACACCUGUCUGACUUAGCAUUUUGGUGCAAUAAUUGAACCUGGAGACAGAAGGAGAAAAGAAAGACUUGGAUGGUUGGUCUUGACUUCCACUGACAGCUGCCCACCCAACUGGGGUCCUCAAUUUCAUCUGUCCUGCAUGUUAUUCUGAACCUGUGUUAUAGUUUUGCUCUGUAUUCCUCCCUGAGGCAGGUGAAUUGGGUUCACUCCCCACCUCUCUUUCAUUAACUUCCCCUACCUGAGUGCUCAAGGAGUGAAUACAGCAUCAUAAAUAAGCACACCCUCAACUCCAUUUCCUAAGCAGUUCUUAAAGAACUUCUUCCCUGGUGGCCAAACUGGAUAGAUCAAUGACAAUAUUUAGAAAAGAUCACUAUGGAAAUGGACAGAAAUACUUUUAUUGAUCAGGGCACAAGAUACUAUGUCUCAUAAUUGCUGAGUCAACUUGAGAAGUCUUAGUAAUAGAGUGACAGAGCUCAUGACUUAAGGCAGCCAGAUAGUUUGAUGAAUAGAGCAUGGGGCCUGGAGUUCAAAUCCAGCCUCCCACACUUACUAGCUGUGUGACCCUGGGCAAGUCACUUAAUCAGUUUGCCUCAGUUUUCUCAUCUGUAAAAUGGGGAUAAUAAUAGCACCUACCUCCCAGGGUUGUUCUGUCAUAAUCAUUGUAAAGUGCUUAGCACAGUGCCUGGCACAUAAUAGGCACCGUAUAAAUGCUAGCUGUUAUUAUUAAUGUAUUGUUUUCAAUUGUAUUAAACAUGAAAAAUUGUAUUAAACUCACUUGGGUUUCAAGCAAGAAACAUUUCAGAGUGACCUCACACAGACUCUACUCUUCUUUUUGCCUGCUGGCCGGGAAUAUAGUCACAAGCAACAAAAUGAACUAAGAAUAGUGGAGAAAGCAAACCAUCUGCCAUUCAUAAGGAGGAGCAAGAGAAGAGAGACCCACCUGGGGAGGUGGUGGAUCCUUACUAAGGAUGAGCAUGGGAAUGGACCGUUUGAGAAGUGGACUGUUACAAGACUCUCCGUCCUGGGCAAGCCAUUUGACAUUGAGGAUUUCUCUUGGGACCGGGUGUGCAGAAUGUUCUCAUGGUUCCUCUCAGUCAUCUUGCAAAGUGUCAUUGGGAAGCCGCUCUCCAUUGCACAAAGAUGCAGACUGAGCCCACCUUUCAUCCUAGACUCUUGGGCUCAUGUUCCUCAGCAGCAAGCCAACCAAAGGACUUGUUCUUGUGCAAGCCAUGUGACGCUGACCCUUUUGUUCCCAUCAUGGGCUGAUUAAAAACAAAUGGGGACUUGGCGCCAAGAGAGGGAGGAGACUCUAAAUCAAGACAUUCGAAGUUUGCAUUGCAGCAGACUUUUCUUUUUUCUCUGGGGACAAUUAACUCGGCAUGGAAUGUUUGUCCUUUGAUAUUCCCCCUGUGCUAACGCUAAACUCUAAUUAAAGAGGAAUUCCGAUGGUAACUAAUAAAACAGAACUCAACAUUCCUGAUUACACAA